This is a messenger RNA of Sugiyamaella lignohabitans, 657 nucleotides long. RefSeq names its product spermidine synthase (gene SPE3). Gene Ontology annotation, biological process: spermidine biosynthetic process. The transcript has a single exon. Gene Ontology annotation, cellular component: cytosol. Gene Ontology annotation, molecular function: spermidine synthase activity. NCBI's taxonomy places the organism in Eukaryota, Fungi, Ascomycota, Dipodascomycetes, Dipodascales, Trichomonascaceae. Bases 1 to 657 code for a protein of 218 amino acids. The record is from RefSeq and is a predicted model, not a curated record.
AUGAUAGCCCAUAUCCCGCUGAACGCCCACCCGAACCCCAAGAGAGUGUUAGUAGUGGGCGGUGGAGACGGCGGAGUGCUGCGUGAGGUCACGAAACACGAGUGUGUGGAGAAGAUCGAUAUUGUCGAGAUCGAUGACUCGGUGGUUCGUCUCGCUAAACAGUAUUUGCCAGACAUGGCGAAAGGGUAUAACGACCCUCGGAUCACUCUUCAUAUCACCGAUGGUUUCGACUUUUUAAGGACUAAGACUGCCGAGUACGAUGUCAUCAUUUCAGAUACUUCUGAUCCUGAAGGUCCUGCAGAGGUGCUGUUCCAGGAGGAGUAUUUCCGUCUUCUUGACAACGCUCUUACUGAAAAGGGCGUUAUUUCGAUGAUGGCUUCAGAAAACGUCUGGUUGAAGGUGACAGUCCUCGAGAAACUCAGAGCCACGUGCAAAAACGUGUUUCCCACUGUCGAAUACGCUUACACCUGUGUUCCUACAUACACGUCAGGCCAGCUGGGACUCAUGAUCUGCUCAAAAGACGCUGCCAACGACGUCACUACUCCGACCCGAUUAUGGGACCGCGAGGUCGAGGCGUCCAUCAACCGCUACUACAACCGUGAAAUCCACAGGGCCAGCUUCGUCAUCCCUACUUUCGCCAGACGGUAUCUGGCGUGA